Messenger RNA from Megalopta genalis, 1592 nucleotides. RefSeq names its product intraflagellar transport 52 (gene IFT52). Gene Ontology annotation, cellular component: cilium; intraciliary transport particle B; centriole. The record is from RefSeq and is a predicted model, not a curated record. Gene Ontology annotation, biological process: intraciliary transport; cilium assembly. Lineage: Eukaryota; Metazoa; Arthropoda; Insecta; Hymenoptera; Halictidae.
AAAUAAAAAUUAUGUUACGAUUCUCAUUGUCCUUAUUGAAUUUUAUACUAUUCGUAGAAAUUAUGUACGUACAUACGUUCUAUAUAUUUUAAUGCUGGAUAUAGCAUAGUUGCUAAUGGCAACGCUAAUGAAUACAAAUGUAUUGUAGUUCGAAUAACCACGUUGUUUAUUAGUGCAAUAGGCCAAUUCAGAAUACGUAAUUUAUUUGAUUGGUAGUAUUUAUUAAAUUUACAAUAGUAAAUUAAUAUUCAAUUAUGAGCUCAAUUUUCAGUGGUGGUGAUAGUAGUAAUAAUACGAAUGUUAUUAUUUUUGAUGCUACCAAGUGCAAGAGAAAGCUGAAUGAAGAAUUUAAAGUGUUGCAAAGAAAGUUGAAAUCAAAAUGGAAAUUUGUUGAAAACAACGAUGCAUUAACAGAUGAAACUUUAUCAACAUGUAAAGUAUUAGUGCUGCCGGGACCUCAAAACAAAUUCACAGAAUUGGAAAUGAAUUCCAUUCGAACAUUUCUAAAUUCUUCUGGCCACAUUUUAGUCAUGCUUGGCGAAGGUGGUGAAAAUAAAUCAAACACAAAUGUGAAUUUCUUACUUGAAGAAUUCGGUAUAAUGGUGAACAACGAUAGUGUAAUUCGUAUGAGCUAUAGUCAAGUAAUGCAUCCAAAAGAAUGUUUAAUUUCCCAGGGAAUGUCAAAUAAAUCAAUAUUUUCAAGGAAUCAUGACGAAUACAUAAAUACAAAAUAUUUGUAUCCAUAUGGCGCAACCUUAAAUGUGGCACAGCCGUCGGUAGUUGCAUUAUCCAGUGGAUCACUUGCAGUUCCAAUGAACAGACCCAUUUGCGCGUAUUAUUACAGUGAAACUAGCGGUGGUAAAUUAGUUGUCUUAGGUUCGUCGAAAAUGUUAACCGACAUGUAUAUUGAGAAAGAAAAAAAUGAUGUAUUGAGAGAAAUGAUAUUUGACUUUUUCGAGUCGAAAGAAAUUGUAACAAAAGAAUAUCAAAUGGACGAUGUAGAUUUUUGGGAAUACAAUUUUGUGCCUGACAUAACUCAACAAGCAGACAACCCAAAAGUAUGCACACAAGAUAUGGACACGAUGGAUAAUUCUUAUGAUUAUACGAAAUUAUUCAAGCAUCACUUGUAUUCAAUAAAUUUAAAUAUGGUACCAGCUUGUAUAAAAGCUUAUGAAGUUUUAGAUGUGAAACAUGAACCUCUAAGCUUAAUUCCACCACAUUUUGAGUCUCCGUUGCCACCUACGCAAGCAUCGGUUUUUCCUCCAAGUUUUCAAGAAUUACCACCGCCAGCUUUGGAAUUAUUUGACUUGGAUGAAGCCUUCAGUUCUGAUCUAUUGAAACUUUCUCAAUUAACGAAUAAAUAUAUGGCAACGAAAGAUUUAUCGAAAGAUGUUGAAGUAGAUCAUUAUAUCAGAGAAUUUGGAAGCUUAGUAAGAAUAAACAAUGCUAACAUUCACACAGCAAAAGAAGUGCUAAAUUCUGUCUUUCAGUCUAUCUGCAGAUACAAAGCCAUGCACGAAUAAGAAAAUAGAGAAACUUGUAAAAUUGUAAAUACAUUUUGUAUUUAUUUAUUAUAUUAUAUGUAGAAAAGA